AUGGCAAGAACAAAACAAACAGUAAGAAAGCUUGCUCCAGCAAUGAAACCUAAAAAUAACAACAAAGAAAACAACGAUAAUAAAGAAAAUAACGUUAAAAAAGAAAAAAACAAUCAUUAUAAUGAUCAAACCUUGAUCCCAUAUAAUUUUGCUAAAGCACCGAUUUCAACUAUCCAAUACUCAAGUGUUUUGAACAUUGUAGUAUUCUCUGUCGGUGAUAUCUUAUAUUCCUUCAAUCUUAGUUCAUUAAAUGAAAUCGCUCAAAACGAGAGUUUAAAUUCAGUUUCAUUCACUCAUGAUUCAUCAGCUAUCAUCACCACAGCAUCGAAAGUAAAGACAUUUACAAUCUGGAAGAAACCACAAAACAUCAAUGACAAAUGGAUUCAAUCUCUUCAAGUCUCAACUAAAUUAAAGAUAUUGUCAUCUGUUUUACCAAAAGAUAACAAAACAAUUAUUUUGACAGAUAAGACUGGUGAUGUUCUCUCCUAUAAACUAGAUGGUCCAGAUAAUCAAGAUGGAACAGAGUUACUUGGUCAUUUCUCUGCUAUUACCGAUACACAAUUCUCACCAUGUUACAAUUAUUUACUUACAUCGGAUCGUGAUGAGAAGAUCAGAGUUAGUAACUAUCCAAAUACUUUUGAUAUCAAUAACUUCUGUCUUGGACAUACUUUAUUCGUAUCAAAAUUCAUAUUCAAUCCAAGCAAGCCAGAGAUUAUUGUUUCAGGUUCUGGUGAUGGUACUGUCAAAGUUUGGAAUUGGAAGAGCGGUGAGGUUUUGCAAUCGUUAGAUUUGAAGCAAGCCGGUCAAGCCGUCGAUGAAGUUAUUACCUUACCGUUGGCAAUCGUAAACAACACUCUAUACCUAUCGAUCGAAGGUAAAUCAUCGUUAUAUUGUUAUAAAUUCAAUGGAGAGACCAACAACUUGGAGCAACUACCAACUGUUGACCUUCCAGCACAACCAUUGUCCUACUGCGUUGUUGUAGGUAGCAGAUUGUUGGUGCCAACCAUCACCAGUGAAGAGUCAACACCAUUGUUGUUGGCAUUCGACACAGCUACCAACUCUCUCGACCAAGCAUUCGUAGAGAAAAUCAAUACACACAGCUUUGCACCCGUUAACAAUUUGCAAUCAUUCAAAUUCUUGAUGAAGAUUCAAUACAAAAAGUAUUUGACACUCAACAAGAGAGAGAAAGCAGACAGCAAAGAUGAUGGUGAGGAUGAUGAAGAACAAGAAGAUGAACCAGAGGUUCAAGAAGAAGUUAAGGAAGAUGAAGAUUCUAAAGAUGAAAAAGCAAUCAAACUUAGAAAGAUGACCGUCGAAGGUGCAAAAGAACAAACCAAAUAA
This is a messenger RNA of Heterostelium album PN500, 1341 nucleotides long. RefSeq names its product WD40 repeat-containing protein (gene wdr4). Gene Ontology annotation, cellular component: cytosol; nucleus; tRNA methyltransferase complex. The transcript is spliced from 5 exons. The record is from RefSeq and is a predicted model, not a curated record. The coding region runs from base 1 to 1341 and encodes 446 amino acids. Lineage: Eukaryota; Evosea; Eumycetozoa; Acytosteliales; Acytosteliaceae. Gene Ontology annotation, molecular function: tRNA (guanine(46)-N7)-methyltransferase activity; protein binding. Gene Ontology annotation, biological process: RNA (guanine-N7)-methylation.